This is a messenger RNA of Oncorhynchus nerka (sockeye salmon), 1652 nucleotides long. RefSeq names its product linkage group 10 CXorf58 homolog (gene lg10hxorf58). The record is from RefSeq and is a predicted model, not a curated record. Lineage: Eukaryota; Metazoa; Chordata; Actinopteri; Salmoniformes; Salmonidae. The transcript is spliced from 8 exons. The coding region runs from base 212 to 1285 and encodes 357 amino acids.
UAGAGUUAGGAAAGGAUUAAGGUUAAAGUUAGGCUAAGGGUAGGAGUUAGGGUAUGGGCGUCGCAACGAUUCCGUAUAGCACCAACACUCUGAUUAGCUCAGGAAAUGUGUCUUUACUGGCGGGUGAGGUUAGUAUUCUAAUCGUCCCUUAGCAACUCGUCUCUAACAAGAUACAACACAGGCAGAGAAAACAGCAUUGCUGGAGUGGAAAAUGGAAUAUGGAUUCAAUCAAGAGGAGCGUGUAUUUUCCGCGAAGAAGAUCCAGAAAUACUGGAGGUCUCACCAAGACAAAAGACUUUUCCAGCUGAUGUCGCUCACUGUUCGUGCUGCUGAGCACUGUCUUGCACCUGCUAUUCUCCGCCAACUCAGUCCCAGAGAAGCUGAUCUGGUCAGAGAUCCAAGCAUGCACUGCAAGGUCAGAUUCAGAUUUUCAGGUUCCCAGUUUCCUCCAGUGAUUGUCUUCAAGAUCUUCCACCUUGGAGGAGGAAGACAAUAUAUUUCUGGGAAAAGAGUGUUCCGACCAUCUAAUCAGGCCACAACAGACACCUGCAGGAUGAUGGGAAAUAGGAUAUUCAUCAAUCACAUUAUUGCUGAUGAGAUCCAGAGGCAAGGGAGAAUGAUUUCUGACACGUCUUAUAUCACCUGUAUGAGGGACUUUAUGCAGUACUCAAGUCACCUUGACGAGCUACCUGCAUACCUUGGAGGGCGAGAGAACACUUGGAGGUCUCUCUCUCUUCAAGGACUGUCACGAAACAUCCUACAGUGGGAUAGCUUGGAGGUGGGCGGGAAGGGCACUGUGGCAGACAGGCUAAGGCAAGAGCUGCUGCUGUUAGCGCCUCAAAUUCCUUGCCCUCUGAUUGGAGGAGCAAUCCCACCUCGGAUGCUCAGGUCUCCUGCUGCUCCCCCCUCUUCUGUGGUUUCUACAGCACGCCAUGCCUCACAAACUGCCACUAGCUCCACCCCCCUCCCCUCAACUCGCCGCUCUGCCCGUGCACGCACCACAGCUGCCCGCAUGAGACAUCUGUAUAUCCUUGGGGGUACACCAAAGGAUGAGAAUAAUGAAACAACAGAGAAAAACAACAACCCAGAGAGAGGAGAGCAACAGAAAGACAUGGAAGGAAGUGUAAAGCCUGAAGCACCCCAGAUAGUUUGGCCAUUGGGAUUGGAGGAAGACUCCAGUGAGGAUUCCCUCUCGGAUUCUGAGUGGGAAGAGGAAGCAGAGAAACUCUGCUUGUGGACAAGACAGCUUUCUCUGGAUGAUAUGGACAAUGUGCCAUCCACCUGAACUAGAACUUCAACUUGAGCAAGACUAACCCUAACCCUAACCCAAAAACCAUCUUCCACUCCUAUGGCUGUUCAUUUUCUCUUCUCUUGCUUUGCACACAAAUCUAAUAAAAAUGCUUGUGUAAAUUACAGUGUAUUAGCCUACUGCCUCAACCUAAGGCCUGGGCUUUCGUGUUACAGGUGGUAGAGCAGUAGCCUCGUUAAGACUGGAAGACUGCGCCAUAAAACUAAGAUCAAGCCUGUCAGCUGUUCUCUCUCCCGCUACAUUUGUGGCAGUGAUGGGAUUAUUAUGGUGGCAUCACAGGUGCUGGAGAAGUACGUGUCACCUGCUAGCAGUGGGGCUUUGUGCAUGUGUGUCUUUGUGCAGG